GCUGUGGAGCACCAAAACACACCUUCCCCUUCAUUGGAUCUGGAGACGUUGUUGUGCUCUCUUCAGAUUUUGGGAUGGAGCCCUUGGGGACGUCGGCCGUUCUGCUGGUCAUCUGCCUCUCCUGCCUUCUCCUGUCUGCCAUCUGGAAGAGCCAGGCCAACAAGAGGAGGAAAAUGCCCCCUGGCCCAACUCCAUUGCCCAUCAUUGGGAACGCUCUGCAGCUCAAGACCAACCGCCUGGACCUGACUCUGUGCAAGCUCAGUGAGACGUUCGGCCACGUCUUCACCCUCCAUUUUGGAACGAAGCCCGUUGUGGUGAUUCACGGCUAUGAUGCUGUCAAAGAAGCCCUGAUUGAUCGGGCCGAGGAGUUUGCUCCCCGAGGGAAGAUGCCGUUACUAGAUAAAUACAUGCAAGGCCAAGGGAUCAUAUUCAGCAACGGGGAGAGAUGGAAGCAGCUCCGGCGCUUUGCCCUGACCACCCUCCGCAACUUUGGGAUGGGGAAGAAGAGCAUCGAGGAGAGGAUCCGAGAAGAAGCCCAGUAUCUCCUGGAGCAGCUGCAGGCCACAAAAGAGCAGGCCUUCGACCCCACUUUCCUGCUCAACUGCGCUACUUCCAACAUCAUCUGCUCCAUUGUCUUUGGAAAACACUAUGACUAUGAUGACAAGAAGUUCCUCGCCAUCAUGGCCGUAAUGAAUGAAAACUUUGAGAUUGUCAGCUCUCCUUGGGGCCAGGUGGCCAACACUUUCCCUUCCUUCAUGAAUUUGAUCCCGGGGCCUCAUCACAGAAUUGGGACAAACUUGGAAAAAGCCAAAGCAUUUGUCACGGAGGAAAUGGAGUCCCACAAGGAGACCCUGGACCCAAGCUCCCCUCGGGAUUUCAUUGACUGCUUCUUGGUGAAACAGGACCAGGAAAAGAACAACGAGGCAUCUGCGUUCACCACUGAGAACCUGCUAAGGUCCACCAUUGACUUAUUUUCAGCAGGGACUGAAACAACCAGCACCACCCUCAGAUACGGGCUCCUGAUCCUCCAGAAGUACCCAGAGAUAGAAGAGAAAGUGCGAGAGGAGAUUGACCGGGUGGUUGGUCGCUCGCGGUUUCCUUGCAUAUCUGACCGUGGAGAGAUGCCCUACACGGAUGCUGUCAUCCAUGAGAUCCAGAGGUUCAUCUCUCUCGUCCCGAUGAGUCUUCCCCAUUCAGUGGCCAAAGACACACCAUUCAGAGGAUACACCAUCCCCAAGGAUACCACCGUGUUUCCUCUGUUGACCUCAGUGCUUUUUGAUGGCAAGGAGUUCCCCAACCCCACACAGUUUGACCCACAGCAUUUCCUGAACAAGGACGGGACCUUCAGGAAGAGCGACUACUUCAUGCCCUUUUCUGCAGGGAAGCGCGUCUGUGCAGGAAAAGGCUUGGCCCGCAUGGAGCUCUUCUUGUUCUUGGCCUCCAUCCUCCAGAACUUCAAGCUGAAGCCCCUCACUGACCCCCAGGACAUCGACAUCAAGCCCCACCUGAGCGGCGUGGGCAACGUUCCCCCGAAAUAUAUGCUCUGCGUCAUGCCCCGAUGAAGGAAUCACACCAGGCCACCAUCCAUAGGUGCAGAUGGCCAGGGGACCCAACUUCUGUUUCUGUUCUAAGAGAUGUUUACCAGCACAAGAGUAUAUGUGUCUAUGCCUUGCUUUCACAGAGUUUUAUUAGGCCAGAGGUGCUAAUCUUCAUUUGCUCAUUCCUCUGAACCAGAGUCUAGAGCUGCUGCCAUUCAUUAGUGGUUUCCUAUCCAAGGACUAGCCCAUUCUGGGC
Molecule: messenger RNA, 1794 nt
Organism: Anolis sagrei ordinatus
Lineage: Eukaryota; Metazoa; Chordata; Lepidosauria; Squamata; Anolidae
Source: RefSeq, a predicted model, not a curated record